AUGCUUGAGUACAGCAACGGGCGAUGGGUUCUCCAGACCGCGACAAACACGCGGCCAUCGGGGCAGCCGCGGUCUUUCGAGCGCUACAAGGCAGUCGCACCUGAAGCGGAACGCUUGCCCGAAGGAGGAGAUGUCACUGCUACGAAGCUGGCGACCAUGGGCGCCCUUCUCGCGGGCGGCGCCCGUGCCCGUCGCGGCCGAGCUACACGGCAGGUGCCGAGGCGCUUGUUUGGUGAUCUGGCGCAGACUCUGAACCCGUUUUACGAGGCACCCGAAGUUCAGACAAAGAAGCGAUACACUCCUCAAGUCGAGGCGGUCAAUGCACUCGAAAGCGAGAUGCACGCGCGAUCUGACGAAGAGCUGCGUGAACUUACCAAGAGCCUGAAGAGCCGGGCUCAGGACAACCAGGAGCCGUUGGACUCGCUGCUGCCGGAGGCCUUUGCUCUAGUUCGAGAGGCCUCGAUGCGAGUGUUGGGCCUUCGGCACUUUGAUGUCCAGCUAAUGGGAGGUAUCGCUCUCCACGAAGGCAACAUUGCAGAGAUGGGCACCGGUGAGGGCAAAACCCUGGUCGCCAUCCUAGCGGCAUUCCUCAAUGCCCUCAGCGGCAAGGGGGUGCAUGUCGUCACUGUGAACGACUACCUCGCGCGGCGUGAUGCAGAGUGGGUUGGCCAGCCGCUUCGCUUCUUGGGCAUGUCGGUGGGCGUGGUACAGAAUGGGAUGCCUGCUGACCAGAAGAAGAAGGCUUACAGGUGUGAUGUCACCUAUGUCACCAACAGCGAGUUGGGUUUCGAUUACCUCAGGGACCAGAUGGCCCCGUCACCUUCGGAUCUCUCUCUCCGAGAGGGUUCCCCGUUCAAUUUUGCGGUGGUGGAUGAGGUGGACUCGAUCCUCGUCGAUGAGGCGCGGACACCCCUCAUCAUCUCGGGCGUUGCUGAGAACUCGCCGACGAAGUACCAGGUGGCCAGCGAGGUCUCCAAAGCACUUCGGAAAGAGGUGCAUUACACGGUGGACGAGAAGCAGCGACAGUGUGUCCUGAUCGAGGGAGGUGUCGACGCGGCAGAGAAGCUUCUAGGCAAGAACGACCUUUUCGAUCCAGAGGAUCCGUGGUUCCCCUUCAUCACGAACGCAUUGAAUGCAAAGGAGCUAUACAUCAAAGACAAGGCCUACAUCGUUAAGCGCGGCGAGGUGAUGAUCGUGGACGAAUUCACGGGACGCGUCAUGGAGGGUCGACGAUGGAGCAAUGGACUUCAUCAGGCCAUUGAGGCUAAGGAGAACGUGCAGAUUCAGGCGGAGUCCGUCACUCUGGCCAGCAUUUCGUACCAGUCUCUGUUCAGACUCUUCGACAAGCUCGGCGGAAUGACCGGCACCGCUUUCACCGAAGCCAAAGAGUUCGAGGAGGUUUACAAGCUGAAGACGGUCGUCGUCCCACCGAACCUGUCCAGGAAGCGCGAGGACAAGGAUGAUCAAGUCUUUGUGGACGACAUCGGCAAGUGGAAGGCUUGCGCCCGCGAGAUCUCAAAUGCGCACCGAAUUGGUCGGCCGGUCCUCAUCGGGACAACCAACGUGGAAAACUCCGAGAUCAUUGCGGAACUCCUCGAUGCACUGGGAGUGGCAUACCAGCUCCUCAAUGCCAAGCCUGAGAACGUAGCCCGGGAGACAGAGAUCGUGGCUUCCAGCGGCCGCAAGUAUGCUGUCACGAUCGCGACCAACAUGGCAGGGCGAGGGACCGACAUUCUGCUCGGUGGCAACCCCACUAUGAUGGCUCGGCUUCGAUUGCGUGAGGAGCUUUACGGCAAGCUCUUCCCUCGCAAGUCCUGGGCUAUGCCCGAGGAGUUCUACCCAGUGGAUCUUACAUCCGAGCUGCAGAAGCUUGUAGAUGAUGCCGUGGCCGGAACGGUGGAGGCCUGGACUCCGAAAGAGACCGAUCUGAAGCCAACAUCUCUCGAGGCUGCAGAGCAGAUCGUUGCCCAGGGACGGCUGACAGAGCUCGAAGCCGAGGAGCGCUUGUCUUUGGCAUGCGAGAAGGCACCGACCAGUGAUGAGGCGAUUCUCCAGCUCCGCGAGGCUUACAAGGCUUUGACAGCACACUACAAGCAGAUUACCGAUCUCGAGAAGGAGGAAGUCAAGGCCUUGGGAGGACUAUUGGUGCUGGGCACCGAGCGACACGAGUCGCGGCGCAUCGACAACCAGCUUCGUGGCCGCUGUGCCCGACAAGGAGACCCCGGAAGCACACGAUUUUUUCUCAGUUUGAAUGACACAAUUUUCCGCAUCUUCGGAGGCGACAACAUCAAGAACAUGAUGAAAGCGAUGAGCCUCAGCCAGCCGGAAGACACCCCGCUGGAGUCCGGCCUUCUCUCCAACUCCCUCGAGGAAGCGCAGAAGAAGUUGACUGUUCUUCUGACGGUGCUGGUCUUCCUUGCUGCGAAGCUUGGACUGCUGUACCUCUUCGGCUUUCAAGACUGGGUCACGCCGCCCAUCUCAGACCUGGAUGUUCCAACGCCGAGCUCUGACGAGCCGGUGACGCAGAGUGCUGCACACCUCGAAGCAUUGCAGGAGUUACGCCGUGGCAAUGCGAAAGCAGCCCUUGCAAAAGCAAGAGGCUGUGCCGCUGAACACGGCGGCUGCCGCGGCCUUCUCGGUGAGCUGUACCUCACGGGUACGGAGGUUGCCCAGGAUCUCGCCCAGGCCAUGCAUUGGUUUCAGGCGGGCGCAGAUCUUGGAGACCCGGACUCGCAAUAUGCGCUCGGAGUCCUCUAUGCCAAUCUCUUGGAGGAGUCCUCGCCCGAACUGCAGAAGAACGAGGGUCUGAGCAUCCUCUACCUCUAUGCUGCUUCUCUGGCAGGGCACCUUGGGGCUAUGAUGGCGAUGGGCUACAGGCAUUCAGAAGGUCUUGGCGCGCCAAGGGCCUGCGGUACUGCAGCCCUCAAUUACAUCGAGGUGGCUCGAAGGGUGGCGCAGGUUUAUUCUUCCGGAAUGCCCAAGGCGGUCGAGCUGGUAAGGCUUGGAGUAGACAACCGAGACCGCCAGAUGAGCCUUUCAGAGAUGGCGGUUUUCGUGGAGAUCGCUGCCAGCGGAGAUGCCAACGUUGCAGCUGCCGUGGGCAAGCGAUACUUGCUUGGCCUUGAGGGGUUCCAUCAAAACUACGCGCGAGCGGCCGGUCACUUGACCACCGCUGCACAGAAGCAUCAUCCCAACGCCAUGGCUCUCCUGGGCUACAUGUACAGUUUGGGGCUUGGUGUGACCAAGGAUCUAGAUCGGGCCUACAGAUACUUCCACGACGCGGCCUCACGGGACGAUGCCUUAGGCCACAACGGCUUGGGCUUCAUUCACUUCCACGGCACGAAAAUCCGAGCGCAGAGCUUUGACCUCGCCUUUCGCCACUUCAAUAUUUCGGCACAUGCCGGCAGCGCCGAUGGCAUGUUCAACUUGGCCUCGCUGUACCUCACAGGCACGGGCACGGACCAAUCCUUCCAGCGCGCAGCGCACUGGUAUACUCAGGCACUUGACCGAGGCCACACUCCCGCAGCCUACACGUUAGCCGUCAUGCACCUCAACGGCAUUGGCGCUGUUCGGAACUGCAAGAUGGCCGUGGAGCUGCUAAAGCGAGUCUGUGAGCGGGGUGCCUGGGUCUCUGGGAAGCUCCGUGAAGCCUACGAGCUGCAAGAGAAACAGAGCUCUGAAGGAGCUGCGUGGCGCUUUUUACAGCUCGCGGAGGCUGGCCACGAGGUGGCGCAGAUGAAUGCAGCUCACCUCUUUGACUCAGGUGCGGCAUCCUUCCUGCUGAAUACCAGCGAAGGUGUCGAAGAACCUGCGGAGGAUCGGCGCUGGGGCCGCUUCUUUGCCCAGCGCCACUACGAGCUCUCUGCCGAGCAGGGUAAUGCCUUCUCGGAGCUGCGGCUCGGUGAUUUCGCCUACUAUGGUUGGGGCUUUCGUUUGCACAGCAGCGCUGCUGUGGCCGACGAAGAUUUCCAGAAGGCCGAGGCCGAGGGCGCGCAGCCCGCUGACCUCGCAGAGAGAGACUCAGUAGACACUUGGCAGCUGGUCGCGCAGGAAUCAGACAUCGACUUGUCACUGGCGCACUACAGGCGGACGGCCACCAUGCGCAUCGCCGGGGAGUGGAUGCAGCCUUACGUGGCAAGGGCCCACUUCAAUCUGGGCUACAUGCAUCAGUUCGGCAUCGGAGUGAUGCAAGAUUUGCCGCUGGCGAGGCGGCACUACAUGCAAAGUGCCGCUGCAGACCCAGGUGGCACACACACGCCGAUCACAAUCAUGGCUUGCCUCCUGAGCCUCCAGCACUUUCUGGUCGACAUGCCGAAGCCCGAGGUGCUAGCAGCAUCUGUUCUUGGCGAUGUUCGCUUCCACAUCUUGUUGGUUCACCUGGUGGCUAUCAUAGUCCUCUCUGCGUUGCGGUCGAUGCUGACACAGACACCGCGACCCCAAGCAGUGCCGCGGACCGAGAGAGACCACCAGACCGAUCGAGACGGUCCCUUCGACGAAGGCGCCUCCGAGAGUGCGGGGAUCCAGCUUUUCAGACAUGACACGGAGCACUUAGCACAAGUCCCGUUCGCGUUCGCGUGA
Molecule: messenger RNA, 4578 nt
Organism: Symbiodinium sp. CCMP2456
Lineage: Eukaryota; Dinophyceae; Suessiales; Symbiodiniaceae
Source: the annotation of a GenBank genome assembly